This is a messenger RNA of Paramecium sonneborni, 2665 nucleotides long. Lineage: Eukaryota; Ciliophora; Oligohymenophorea; Peniculida; Parameciidae. The record is from the annotation of a GenBank genome assembly.
AUGUCUAGAAAUAUUUAUAAAUGUAAAUUACCUUACAAUAUGUUAAUAAAAUACUUAGAUCUAUAAUUAGAUAAUGAAUAUAAUUAAGAUGAAAUAAAUUAAAUUAUCCAAUAAAUUUUUUCUAUUAAAAAUAUUGGAGGUGCGGCCUAAUUAACUACAUCUAAUUUUAGAUGCUUUGAUUGCACCUUUUAGAGAAUAAAAUCAUCAAAAAGUUCUGUGUUCGAAAUAAUUACUGAGUAAGAUGGUGUAAUUGAACUUCUUGAAUUUAAAAUAUAUUAAGCAGAACAUGAUUUAUAAUAAAUGACUAACAAUUCAGGAUGUAUAGGCAUUUAUUCUUAAAAUAGCUUGUUAAAUCUUAAAAUUGUAAACUCUUACUUUUCAUAAAUAAUAAGUAGAAUGGCUCCAUCUAUCUUAACAAUUAUACCAUCCAUUGCAUAAAAUUAAAUAGUGAUUACUAACAUUACAAUAAUAAAUUGUUUAUCUUUACUAAAUUCAAUUAUAAAAGUCUAAUUUUCAAAUAAAAUUGCUCAAUAAAAUAAAAUAAAAAUUACAAAUGUAAUGAUAAUGAUAGAUGAAGAAAAUUGGAUUGCUUACUUUUCUAAAAUUGAAGCGUUAACUAAUUCUGAAAUUGAAGAAGUAACCAGUGAAACAAAUGCAUUGAUUUAUUUAGAAAGUUGUUAGAUUGAUAUAAAAGGACUUUCAAUCUCAGGUUUACUUCUAUAUCCAAUAUUAAAAGUAUCAAAUAUUUCAAGUUUAAAAUUAUAGAAUUUUUGGAUAGAUUAAACUUAUAUGUUUUACUCAUUUAAUAUUAUUGAUAUUCAAUAAACAGUUCAAACUCAAUAUACUGUAAUUUUUUCAUAAUUUAGUAUUACCAAUACUUAGCCUUAUUUAGCUCUGUAAAUAUAGCUUUUGAUAACUCAAAUUUUAUUCAUUAACUAAAAUUGUAUUAAAAUAACAAUAUCAACAGUUGAAAAAUCCUAGACGUUUUAGAAUGUAUAAAAUAGUUUUAAAAGAAAUGCUAAGAACUCUUCAUCACUUAUUAAUCUGAAGAGUGUAUAAGAAAAAAAUAAUUAUAGACUUAAUCUAAUCUAAAUAAAGAGAAAUAAUUGUACAUUUUGUAGUAAUGGCUUAAUUUAUUUUAAUGUUUAUAAAAUUGAAAAACUAAGUAUUUACGAUUUAGAUUGUUUUUAUAACAUAAUAUCUGAUUAUGGAUGUUUAAAUUUUGCUCAUGCAACUUAAGUUUCUUUAUCAUAUAUAAAAGUAAUUAAUUCAAAUAUAAUUAAUAACAUUGGUAAAAAAGGUGCAGCAAUAACUUCUAUAGAAGCACCUAUAUUUGUGAGUAAUUGCAUUAUAAUGAAUAAUGUUGCUAAUGAAUAAGGUGGAGGUCUUUAUUUUGAUUUAAAAAAUAAAAGAUUCAUCAUUAAAUCUACAAUCAUUAUAUAAAACAAAGCAAAUAUUGGAGGAGGUUUAUAUUUAGAUGGUAAUUAAACUAUUAAUAUUGAUAACUUUAUUUAGUCUUUAUUAAUAUUCAAUUAAGCAAAAAAUUAUGGAAAUAACCUUAUAGAAAGCCCAUCUAAUUUAACUUUAAGUAUUAACCAAGUUGAAAUGAAAUCCUCAAAAUUUAUUUUGAAUAAUACUCAAACAAACAUUCUUUAAUUAAAACCCUAUAUUACAAUAGAACAAGAAUAAAAAAUAAAAAGUGAUUAUUUAAAAAUACCAAGUAACUAAGUAAUUAAAGAUUAUUAACUUUUUGUUCCUAAAAUAUCAUAUGCCCUAAUUUUAUUUUAAGAUUUAAGUUUAUAUUUUAAAAACAGUAGGAAUGAAUUUCUUUUUAAUUAGGUGAAUUCAACCUGCGUUGUUAAGUAAUAGAUUAUAGAAAAUGAUAAAAUAUUAAGUAAUACUUAAUUAAAUGAAUUAUCUUACAAUUCAAUAUUGAAUAGAUUUGAUAUGAUUUAUUUAUAGUUUCAUUUCAAUCCAAAUUAUUAGAAUAAUAGUUAUUUAUAAAUAAUAAUUUAAUGUGAUCCUUAAGAUGAUUCAAAAUAAUUGUAAUACAUAAUAAAUGCAAGAAGUUAUAAAUGUUAAUUAGGAGAAUUUUAGGUUGAUAAUGGUUGUUAAUUAUGCUAAUCAAAUUAAGGAUAUUAUUCUGUUACUUACAAUGAUACUAAAUGUUCAAUCUUUGAUAAAUAGAAGUUUAACUAAAUAACAGCAAAUUCAUUAAAUUUAAAUAAGGGAUAUUGGAGACCAAAUUAUUUAUCAGAUUAUACAACUUAAUGCUUUAAGAAUAUUAAAAAUUGUAAAGGUGGUUGGUAUGUUGGUGAUAAUCUUUGCAUAAAAGGACAUUUAGGAGCAUUAUGUGAAGAAUGUGAUAUUUAUAAUAUCAAAGGUGAUGGAAAAUACUUUAAAAACUCAGAAAAUUCAGAAUGUUUGUCAUGUUUUGGUAUUGCUGAUAGCAUUGUACCUUUUAUAUUAAAUUCAGUUUGGUAUUCAUAUUCAAAUAUUUAGGGCUGUAUUAUCAGUUAUAUUAACAUUAAAUAGUAUAAAUAAAUCUAAUGAUCUAUUUAUUUUAUUAAGAAUAAAAGAAAGAUAAAGUUAAAUUAUUUUCACAUUAACUUAAGGUAUUCUCUUUAAUUUAAUUUAGAUUUUGAAAGCAUCUUUAUUAAAAUGA